UGUACACUACCAAUACCACAAAAGGACGACAGAAGAAGUAGAAAUCUUUUUAAGGAACAAUCAGGGUCAGCUAGAAGAACAUAUUCACUUUCCACGGCAGCGUACCCUCAGGCAAUCACUCAUCAUGACCCAGGAACUCCCUGAGGUGACAACUGAAUUUACCUAUGAUGAAGCAGCUGCAGUUUGUGAUCAAGUAAACAUCCAGGCAUUUGGGAAAGUAUUUCUGCCAGCCUUAUAUGCCCCUGUGUUUGUUCUUGGCCUGGUGGGGAACUUCCUGGUGGUUUUUGCCAUCGUGAAGGGCAGCCGACAGAAGAGCAUCACAGACAUUUUUCUCUUGAACUUGGCUAUCUCGGACCUGCUCUUUGUGAUCUCUCUUCCUUUCUGGGCUUUCUAUGUGAUGCGUGGAUGGACGCUUGGGAACAUUCCAUGCAAAAUCAUCUCCUCGCUUUAUUAUGUGGGUUUCUUUGGGGGCAUGUUUUUCAUCACUGUCAUAAGCAUUGAUAGAUACCUGGCCAUAGUUCGUGCAGCAUUUUCUCUGAAAGCCAGAACAGUCAGCCAUGGCUGUCUUACCACUUUUGGGGUGUGGGCGGUGGCUAUUUUAGUCUCAGUGCCACAAUUUGUGUUCACCCAGGAGACAGCAGAACAAUGCACUCCGAGGUACCCUGAUGAUCUUAAGGAAAUCUGGCCUAUUUUCUGCAAUGUAGCAAUGAAUGUCUUAGGAUUCCUUAUCCCAGCCUGCAUCAUAAGCUAUUGCUAUUUUGGGAUCAUCAGGACAUUGCUCUCCUGCAAAAAUCACAAAAAAAAAAAGGCCAUCAAACUAAUUUUAGUGGUGGUGAUUGUGUUUUUCCUCUUUUGGACCCCAUACAAUGUACUGAUUUUUCUGGAAACUUUAAGACACUAUAAAUUGGUUAACCAAUGCCACGAAUUUAUAGACUAUGCAAUGCAUGCGACUGAAACACUAGCAUUCAGUCACUGUUGUCUCAAUCCCGUUAUCUACGCUUUUGCUGGGGAAAAAUUCAGGAAGUACCUUUGUCACUUGUUUCUAAAGUGCUGCUCAUUUAUGUGCCUCUGUGGGCCCUGCGGCCAAUACCAGGCUAGCUCUCUAACUACCACUCCAGAAAGCAUGCUAAGCAGCAACCAGACCCAGAAUACCAGUGACCAGGAUGCCUCUGUCCUUCUGUGAAAAGUUUAGUUAGUACACCGUUAGAAAUACACCUUCUCCAGGCUUCAGGGGGUAGCCGUAUUAGUCUGUACCAGUAAAAACAAUGAGGAGUCCUUGUGGCACCUUAGAGACUAAUAAAUUUAUUUGGACAUAAGCUUUCAUGGGAUAUAACCCACUUUACCAGAUGCAUGGAGUGGAAAAUACAGUAAGCAGGAAUACAUGUACAGCACAUGAAAAGAUGGGAGUCAAAUAUAACGUGUGAGCGUACCUGAAUGCCAGACAUUUCUUUUGCUUGGCAUUUAUUAUUUUUUAAAAGUACAGCUUUAAUGGUGACAACUGAACAACAUGUAAAAACAAUAUUGCAGCAGAAUUAAGAAAAAAAAAAAAGAGAAAAACAGCACCAGGAAGAAAAGAAGAAUUUAAGGACAGAUAAUUUGAUAGAAAUGUAGACAAUUAAAGUGUGGUUGUGAAUAUAAAUAUACCUCUAUGCACACACAUGCAUACUUUUAAGGAAAAAGCAAUCUCUGUAAAGUCCAUGGUCCAGCUGAUAGAUAGUAAUGGACAAUAUUUGACCGGGCCGGCUCUGGCUUUUUUGCUGACCCGAGCAAAAAAUAAAAAAAAAAGCGGGGCCACCGGAGCAGCAAAGCAGGGGAAAAAAAGAAACAGCGUGGCUGGAGCGGCAAAGCAGGGAGGGGAACAACACAAAAACGGGGCAGCUGGAGCAGCAAAGUGGGGAAAGAACACCAGCAAAGCGGGCGGGGGGGGGGGAAGAGAGAGAAAUAAUGGCGUGGCCGGCAAAGUAGGGGAAAACCAAAACAAAAAACCCUACAGGGCAGCCAGAGCAGCCAACAACAACAAAAAAAACAAAAAAAAUACAGCCGUGCCACCCUAGUUUUGGGCGGAAUGCCGCCCCGUAGAAUCUGCCGCCCCAAGCACGAGCUUGCUCAGCUGGUGCCUGGAGCCGGCCUUGAUAUUUGAUAUACUGUAUGUUGGGUUACUCUUAGAGUCCAGUGUAAACUGAGGAAUGCUUUUGUUUUUCCAUUCUUUCUGAUACAGCAGCAUGUUCUUUUAUACUGUAUAUAAGUAUAUAUUUGGUUUGAAACCUCUUUAGGGCAAGAACCUCUUAGGUCUUAUGGGAAGCACCCAGCACGUUUUUAAAGCAGUGUAUAAAGGAUUUUUGUUUGUUUGUUUCUGGAUUGCUUGUUGCUGGUUGCUGCAA
Messenger RNA from Gopherus flavomarginatus (Mexican gopher tortoise), 2381 nucleotides. Its product is annotated as CX3C chemokine receptor 1-like. The record is from RefSeq and is a predicted model, not a curated record. Gene Ontology annotation, cellular component: membrane. Gene Ontology annotation, biological process: G protein-coupled receptor signaling pathway; immune response; chemotaxis. Gene Ontology annotation, molecular function: chemokine receptor activity. NCBI's taxonomy places the organism in Eukaryota, Metazoa, Chordata, Testudines, Testudinidae.